UAUAUAUAUAGUGAUUCUUAGUGGAAGGGUACCUACACAUCCAAGACAAGAAUGGCCUCAAAAUCAACCAUCAAACUCCUUACCUUCUUCUACUUCAUGCUUUUCAGCUUCAUUCAAUUAAGCAGCACUGUGUUAUCAAAGAGUAGUACUCAUCAUACAAGCAUAUGCAAUGGUUCCAUAGGUGAAUGCAAUCAAGAAGAUGAAGAAUUGAUGGAGUCAGAAAUAAGCAGAAGGAUUCUGGAACAGAGAAGAUAUAUUUCAGAAGGAGCUCUUAAGAGAGAUAAACCAGUUUGUAAUGGUGGUGCUGGUGGUGAAGCUUAUAGUAAAUCUGAAGGGUGUAUUCCACCACCUUCAAAUCCUUAUAAUAGAGGAUGUUCUAAGUAUUAUCGUUGUAGGUCUGAUUCUUGAAUUGAAAGGUUCAUGCAAACAUCUUCUUUUGUUGUUUUCCAUUAAAUUUUAUGGACUUUUUUUUUUUUUUUGUGUAUUUGGAAAUUUUAUGAGAUUUUACAA
This is a messenger RNA of Trifolium pratense (red clover), 510 nucleotides long. RefSeq names its product protein RALF-like 32. Bases 52 to 408 code for a protein of 118 amino acids. The record is from RefSeq and is a predicted model, not a curated record. NCBI's taxonomy places the organism in Eukaryota, Viridiplantae, Streptophyta, Magnoliopsida, Fabales, Fabaceae. The transcript has a single exon.